AUUUGGGACACAGCCUCCUGAGUGUUGGUGUUGCUGAAGAAGGAGGUGGACUCGCCGCUUCAGUUUUGCUAGUCGUCCAAAAUUCAGCCGAGCGAGAAACCUUCCGCUUGAGCGCCAACACGGAUUUUCUUUGGGAUAAGCGCACAGGCCUCGCUGCUAAAACGAUGCCCCAUUCUCGGCGGUAUCCGUCGUCGGAGCGGGCCAGCCGCAGCAGCUAUCAGGACCGCUAUCGCGAGCGUGACCGAGAUCGCGGGAGAAAGCCUCGACACCGGCGCUCACGAUCCUUUUCCUCGCUCAGCGACCGAGAAAGAAGGGGACGUGGACACAGGCAGGAUGGAACCUAUGCACGAUCCAGGAGUUACGACAAUCGUUCUAUAGACCGGCGGCCGUUCGACAGGCGCUACGGCGAAGGCUAUCGGCGGCAGGAGCACGAACGAGACCGUGAACGUGAGCGACUGUCCCCGGAUGGCUACCACUCACGCGACCCUUCGACCAGUUACGACUACCGCCGCACACACCAGCGCCACAAAAGCAGCAGGCGUAAGCACAAACGAAGGCGGCGUAGAACCAGGUCCUAUAGCCCAUCCUCCUCGCGGAGUGCCAGCGGGACGCGGCCGCUAUGUGUGAGGGACGACGAGGAGGGUCACCUGAUCUGUCGGAGUGGCGACGUCCUGCAAGAGAGAUAUGAAAUUGUCGGCACUUUAGGGGAGGGCACGUUUGGACGUGUGAUGGAAUGCAUUGAUCAUCGGAGAGGUGGAGCCCAUGUAGCUCUGAAAAUCAUCAAAAACGUUGAGAAGUACAAGGAGGCUGCACGACUGGAGAUCAAUGUACUGGAGAGGAUCAAAGAGCGAGACCCUGAAAGCAAACAUCUGUGUGUACGGAUGUUCGACUGGUUUGAUUACCACGGCCACAUGUGUCUCAGCUUUGAGCUGUUAGCAGUCAGCACCUUUGACUUCCUGAAGGAGAACAAUUACCUGCCUUAUUCCAUCAGUCAGGUCCGACACAUGGCCUACCAGCUCUGCCUCGCUGUUAAGUUUCUGCAUGACAACAAGCUGACACACACAGAUUUAAAACCUGAGAAUAUUCUGUUUGUCAACUCGGAUUUCAGCAUAACGUACAACGUAGAAAAGAAGAGAGACGAGCGGAUGGUGAAGAGCACUGCAGUAAGAGUAGUCGAUUUUGGCAGUGCUACAUUCGACCAUGAGCACCACAGUACAAUUGUCUCCACCAGGCACUACCGCGCACCUGAGGUGAUUCUCGAGAUGGGAUGGAAUCAGCCUUGUGAUGUGUGGAGUAUUGGCUGCAUCCUCUUCGAGUAUUACCUUGGCUUCACACUCUUUCAGACUCACGAUAACAGAGAGCACUUGGCCAUGAUGGAGAGAAUAUUGGGUCCUGUCCCUUCCAGGAUGAUUCGCAAAACGAGAAAACAGAAGUACUUUUACCGUGGACGUCUUGACUGGGACGAAAACUCCUCAGCAGGAAGAUAUGUCCGAGAGAACUGCAAGCCCUUACGACGGUACAUCCUGUCUGAGGCUGAGGAGCAUCACCAGCUGUUUGACCUGAUCGAGGCCAUGCUGGAGUACGAGCCACCGAAGCGCAUCACUUUGUCCCAAGCACUUAGGCAUCAGUUCUUCCAGAAUCCCAUCAUUGCUAGCGAGCAGACAUCAGGAAAGCCUUGGGAGGCCAAUCGCGACAUUAGCCGGUGACAUUAGUCUCUACCAGCCUUAGGUUUUUUUUUUUUUCUUUUUUUUUCCCCCCACCCAAAAAAAAAAAACCUACACAUUUUUGAGUUGUGUUGGUGUGCAGCAAACGGGGUUCACCUGGUGAUAUCAGUCCCUUUUUUUCUUUCAGGCAAAGCUCACUGACCCAGUAGUUUUAAGGUAAAACGUGUUGUCGGGUUACACUGCCAUGUCUGGUAGAAAGUGUUUAAGGGUGACCGAGGACUUCGUGGAAACCGGUUACAGUAGUUUCCUGCUUACAGAGGCAGUUGGUAGAAAUGUCCCAGGAUAAAGUAACACGGUUACUCGGAUACAAAGUCUUCCACACAUCAAGGACAAGACGGAAAGAACUUUAUCCAGUUCUAUAAAGCGUGGAAAGAAGCUCAAAAGAUCUGAUGGUGGUGUUGAGUAUAAAUCCAUCUCUAAUGUGGAAAUGAGUUAAACUGGGAGAAAUGGUUUGUCUUGUGGUGUAGAAAAGCCCCAGCAGGUGUUUUUUUUUUUUUUUUUUCUCUCCCCUCCAUAGAUUUUUUUUUCUAGAUAUUUUUUUUUUUUUUUUUUUAAACAUGAAUGUAAACAUGAAGAAAAAUACCCAACUUGCUGUUUUGCAUUGGAUACCAUCAUAAUUGGACAGAGUCUGAUCCUCUAUUACUCAUUUUUUAUUGGACAGCAGUAAACGAACAGAUGUUUCGGCAUGGACACACUCCUUCAUUUUAGAUCCAUCAGUCUCGUUGAAGCUACUGUUCUAUGUAGCUCGGUAUUUUUUUUUUUUUCUUUUCUUUUUUUUCUCUUCAAUGUGAAUGCUACAUACACACACGUUUCACAUAUUUUCUAUCAAAGUCUUUUGUUCAUGUUAUCAUGCACAGACCUUUUGUGCCCUUCCUGCCAGCACAGGUUUACAGUAUUUAUUUGACUCAGCAUUAUUUUUGGUUCCUCGUGUUUUUAUAUGAAGCUAAAGGUGUAUAUGUGUAUAUACAAAUAUCUAUGUAUCUAUAACUGUAUAGAAUAAAGGCUCUGUCUGUC
Molecule: messenger RNA, 2738 nt
Organism: Silurus meridionalis
Lineage: Eukaryota; Metazoa; Chordata; Actinopteri; Siluriformes; Siluridae
Gene: clk2a
Product: CDC-like kinase 2a
Exons: 13
Coding region: 165-1706 (513 amino acids)
Biological process (GO): regulation of RNA splicing; protein phosphorylation
Cellular component (GO): nucleus
Molecular function (GO): protein tyrosine kinase activity; ATP binding
Source: RefSeq, a predicted model, not a curated record